CGCGAUAGCAUGCCGACGCCAGUGCCAACGUCCAAGGAGCUACAAGCCCUCAAGCGGGAGGAGCUCCAGCGCACAAGCAUUGUUGUCGGCUACGACCGGCUCGACUACGCGACCGCAGGCAAGGAAAUGACGGCGCUCGCAACAACAUACCAGCGCUUGACGCCCGAAGAGAUCGCCCACCGCCAGCACAUCAAGACCGACAACCGCGCGCGGCACUUUGAUGUCGGCGACAUGAACGAGCCGGGCUUGAGCUACGAGACGUCCAACGCACAGGAAGACCCGACGGGCCAGCUGCACAAGUACACGGCCAAGCUCAACGUCGAGGCCAAGGGCAUGCUCAUGCGCACGUCCGCAACCUUUGGGUACGCCAAGCCCGUGCUUUCGACCUCGACCAAGGACGCGACGCAGUGGAGCCGGCCAGCGAUGGACCGCGCGAUCGCGAUGCGCCAAGAGACGCGCAAGCUCACGGGUCCCAAAAAGUGCCCGUUUGAGUUUGGCGACGACGCAAUUGAGUACGUCUCGACCGCCAAGGGAACCAUGAACUUUGAUCCGAAGGACGCCAAGUGCGCGGUCAUGGCGGCCGAGGUCAAAGACGAAUUGCGCAAGUGCCAUUUUGAGUUUGGGUGCGAUGCGCGGUCGUACUCGACGUCGUCGAACGUGCCCGAGAUCGACCCGGAGCUGUACCGGCAAAUGGCGAAGAAGCAAGUGCCGCUCCAUGACCCGCGCAAGAACAGCGUCUUCUUUUCCUAA
Molecule: messenger RNA, 750 nt
Organism: Saprolegnia diclina VS20
Lineage: Eukaryota; Oomycota; Saprolegniomycetes; Saprolegniales; Saprolegniaceae
Exons: 3
Coding region: 10-750 (246 amino acids)
Source: RefSeq, a predicted model, not a curated record